Messenger RNA from Darwinula stevensoni, 1010 nucleotides. The record is from the annotation of a GenBank genome assembly. NCBI's taxonomy places the organism in Eukaryota, Metazoa, Arthropoda, Ostracoda, Podocopida, Darwinulidae.
AUGCUGUGCAGCGAGAGCAGGCAUCCACAUUUCCCCUGUCUCCAUGCCGUGAUGCCCGAACCCGCCGUCCCUCGAACGCUGUUAGAAAGUAUUCAAUUCUACGCCUCGGGUCUGCUGUUGUUGACGGCCAUCUUCACGUUGUCCGCCUUCCUGUUCCUCAUCCCGUUCGUGCUGGACCCGGCCUAUUCCACGAUCGCGGCGGAUUUCAUCGACGAACCCGUGGAAUGCCAGGUGCUCCAGGUGGAAUCUUACUUUGGACUCUCCAACUGCACGUGGACUUCCUGCCGGGAAGGGUGCACCAGGGAACUCACAGCCUGCACGCAAAUCAUCGUCAGGUACACCAGUCGGUUCCAGGGCGAGCAGGAGGUGGAAGCAAAUGACACGGCGACGGGAGGAGGCGUGAAAUGGGACUUGGAUUCCGCGGAAUUAUACGUGAACGUGAAGGGCUGUGGAUAUCCACCCACCGUCAACUGUACCGUGUUCGCCGAAUCCUACGGGGAAGAAGGGCUCAUGUUUCCCUGUUUCUACAGCCGGAAGAACCCCCGACUCGUGGUGCCCGAGUAUGACCCCGAAGGUGCCAAGGUGUCUCUCGUCUCCGCCACUGUCUUUCCCAUUCUCAUCUUCACCAUCUCCGUCACCGGACUCUGCCUCAUGUACGUGAGGGCGUGCCGAGAACCCGUGCUCAAGAGAUUGGAGAAGACGAGGGCCUGGCAAAAGUUCGUCAUGUAUAGCAAUCCACCCGAACCUCCUCCAUCUGAACAGGAGAAUCGCGAAUCCGAUACGAAAUCCAUUCCGAAAACGAGAACAGUCAAACAUGAGCCAAAUAUCGAAGAAGACUGAAAAAAAAAUGAAUAAAACGCAAUACAAUUAUCCUGUUCGCGCGAUCGAAUGAGUUUAAAUCAUAGUUCUCAUCCAGGUAGAAGGUGAUAACGCUAUUUAAAGGAAUAUUUUACGGCAUUUCAUAAGUGCAUCAAGAGAACGUAUCCCGUAUAUUAACUCAAGAAAAGACU